This is a messenger RNA of Astyanax mexicanus (Mexican tetra), 2926 nucleotides long. RefSeq names its product C3a anaphylatoxin chemotactic receptor-like. Gene Ontology annotation, molecular function: G protein-coupled receptor activity; complement receptor activity. Gene Ontology annotation, biological process: inflammatory response; complement receptor mediated signaling pathway; phospholipase C-activating G protein-coupled receptor signaling pathway. The coding region runs from base 57 to 1049 and encodes 330 amino acids. The record is from RefSeq and is a predicted model, not a curated record. Gene Ontology annotation, cellular component: plasma membrane. Lineage: Eukaryota; Metazoa; Chordata; Actinopteri; Characiformes; Acestrorhamphidae. The transcript has 2 exons.
CAGUGCGGCAGCAGCUCAAUACUGAAGCAGCUCAACCUAAAGAAUCAAGAGGCAUCAUGAAUUCCACUGAACUGACCGCUGAUCCAGUUUGCAGAGGGGCAUUGUGCAUUUUCUAUGCAGUAGCCAAUGUGAUCAUCUUCAUCCUGGGUGUUGGUGGGAAUGGUCUGGUGAUCUGGAUCACGGGGUUUAAGGUGAAGAAGUCAGUCGUCAACACCUGGUACCUGAGUCUGGCCCUGUCUGAUUUCCUGUUCUGCUGCACUCUGCCCUUCAGUGUCAUCCACGUCAUAAUGAAGGACUGGAUCUUUGGGCUCUUCAUGUGCAAGUUGAUGUUCUUCGCUGUGUACUUUAACUGGUUCAGCAGCAUCUUUGUUCUUGCCAUCGUCAGUGUGGAUCGUUGUGUGCUUGUUAAGUUUCCAGUGUGGGCGCAGAACAAGCGCACCGUCAGAAAGGCCUCUGUGAUCGUCCUGUUAGUCUGGAUCAUCUCUGCAGCGUACUGCCUACCAACAGCAUAUUCCCUAGAAGUUCUGAACGAUGAAUACAAUCAAACCAAAAAUUGCUUCUACAGCUACACGAUGCAAGAGGAGGAGAUCGUCGAUGUAAUAUUUGAUUUCAUUUUUGGAUUUGUGAUCCCCUUCCUGAUCAUUGUCAUCUGUUACGCCAUCAUCAUACGAAAGCUGAAGACCAACCAGAUGGCGAAGUCCAAAAAGCCCUUCAAGAUCAUGACGGCACUGAUUGUUACUUUCCUAAUCUGCUGGCUGCCUUAUCACACGUUUACUUUGAUGGAUCUAAACUAUGAAAAAUAUAAAAGGUUUAUUGAUACAGGAUCUACAAUUGCUGUCAUAUUUGCCAAUGCCAACAGCUGCCUCAACCCGUUCCUUUACACCUUUACAGGGAAGGACUUUAAGAAACAGUGUUAUACACUUCGAUCAAAGAUUGAGAAUGCGUUUGAGGAGGAUGAGGAGAGUAAGAGCAAAGGCCGAGGGACAGCUUUCAUCACUCCCGGAGAAGGCAAGCUUUUGACAACUGGGUGCAGUUUGGAAAGUGUUUGAACAAUGUCAUAGUUUCGUUUAAUUUGAAUGUUUUAUUGCUGUAUAAGACUGAAUAAUCAUUCUCAUGACAUGAAAUGAACUUUGCACUAUUAUGGCUGUGGGCCAUUGGAUAUUGGGGUAUUGGAUGGUCUUUGAGUCACUGUUGUAAGGUUUAAGCACAAAGAAAGACCACUCAGGAUGCUCACUAUGACUCAAUUGAUUGUUCCCAAGAAGUGCAUGGGCUUUUUUUAGAAGAUUGUACAUGAUUAACAAAAUUCAGGGAUAUAUGUGGCCAUCACGGAUGUCUCAGGAGAAGUGAGAUGUUUGAAUACUACCACAAAAUAUUGCAUAAGUCAUCUCAGAGGCAGAGGGCAUGCUGCAACACACAGUGUGAUUCUUUUCCAAGAACCAAAGUCAUCACAGGAACUAAAAGUCAUGAACCGAUUUCCUGAAACUCGGAUCAUCAGCAGAAAAAUCCCCAGCUUCAGGUAACUUAAAAUAAAUAAAAAACUCAAAGUGAGCCAUUUUCACUCAAAUAUAAACCGUUUCAGAGGAAUAUUCAUGAGCGUAGGAAGUGACUUCUAGCGACUUUUAGGACAGCCAAUAGCUACUUUCCUUACUGAGGAGUUGGCAACACUGCGGUGCGCUUUCACUGCCUCAGUUUCAACAAGGUAGUGAUCACAUCUGGGUAGGUCACCUCUGACAAGCGUUUAAAUCAGAGGAAAAAAAACUUCGAUUUUAAAUCCUUAUCAAAAGAAUCAGGAAAAGAGGUUUGAUCAUUAAUUACUCAUUUCUGACCAUAUGUUUGUUCUGUUUUCGGGAGACUUUUGCUCGUCAUUUUGACAGCUGUAUACUUGAAAAUAGCGCCACCGGAAGCGUCAAAGGAACAGACAUGCGCAGUAGCUUUCUUAUUGUUUUCCUCAUUGAAACGGUCUAUAAACCAGACAGAUAACUCUGUGUACACAUAAGCCUUGGACUUAGACUCUUGGAGACCUGUCACUGCUUAUACUGAAUCGCAUGGUAACUUCUCAGUUAACAGUAUUUGCUUCUCUCAAAAGGGAUCACAGCAAAACGUAAACAUGUGUGAACUUGUUGGAAGGUCCAGAAAAGGUCCUGUUUAUUGUGUGAUGAUAUGAAGUGUAUAUGAAUGUUGUUGGUUGAACAGAGAGACAGAGAAGACAUCAAAAUGAUAAAUUAUAAAAACGAAAUAAAAAGAGAAACUAAAACAAACAAAAAAAUGAUUGGGUACCUUGAUAUUGCAAUUCACAACCUAUUGCAAGCAUCAAAGAUUGUGUUUUCAGGUGUAAUAAAAGAUCUAUGCAUGGCACCGAGUGGUCCAGCGGGCUGAGCGCUGCCACUAUGAUCAGGAGAUCUCUGGUUCGAAUCCCAAACAUGCAGCUUGCCACCAGCUGUCGGAGCCCCGACAGAGCACAAUUGGCCUCUGGGUGGAUACAGCAGAUGGGGCUCUUUCGCCCAUAUCACUCUAAAGGGUGAUGUGGAUCAGCACAAGGCUGCGUCUGUGAGCUCAUGUACAGGAACCGAGUAGAUGUGCUUUCCUCCGAGUGCGCUGUGGUUCUACUCGGCAAUGCUGACUUUACAUGUGUUGAAGGUGGCAUGUGCUAGUCUUCACACUCCUUGUGUUGUGGCAUCACAAGUGAUAUAUAGGGAUAUACUAGGGAUAUACAGCUGAGUAGCUGCUGAACAGGAGGCUAAAUUGGGAGAAAAAAUUUAAAUGAAGAAAAAUCUUUAAAAAAAGGUUGGUGAGAUUGUCAGUUGUGUUGUUAAAUGUAUCACUCUGCAUGUCUUUUACUGUAAGACUAAUAAACCAUAGUCUAAUCAUAAUGAAGCCAUCUUGUGCCAAAUGAGAAGAUUAAAUAAGAUUUAAAAAUCUGAACCAG